GGACACCCUUCAAUCUACCCAUGUGGAAGGUGCGCCAGGCUCUAGGAUGCCGAUGCGGAGACCUGAUUAGGCGGAGGCUGAUCCUUGGAGGUAGCAGGUGGGUCGCGAGGUUGCCAGAUCUGGGAUCCCUUGCGUUCACCACCACCGAUAGAAGCUACCAGAUGGAGGGGAUCACCGUCGAAUCUAACACAAAGAAAAAACAAAGCAACAAGAAAAAACAAGAAAACCAAAGGGGUCACCAAAGGGGACUCAAAAGCCGACAGGCCCGGAAGGGUCGUCGGAGGAGGGAGCACAGGGCGGCUCCAACAUGCUUGAACGGUCGGGAAGCCCGGCGGCUCAAGCGUCAAAACCUCGGAAGCUCAAAGGCUUUCGGGCAAAAACAACGCAGCGCCGGAGAAGGGAGGCAGAAGCAGGAGAGAAGGGAGAGAAAAGGGGGACCAACGAGGAGUUGGAUUAAGUGGUAAGCGGCUUGUUCCAGCUUAAGCAAGGUCUCGAGUUCGAGACCUUGUGAAUGCAGCAGCCUCCGUUGGGAGACUCACCGACCAUUUCCAGGUGCGCGACGCGGGUCGAUCCGGAUUAGUCGGAGCGAAGUCCCAGAUAUCGGACGGGAAACCAAAAAAAAGGGAGAGAAAAGGGGGAAAGAGAGAAUAUAAUAGGUGACUUUAA
Molecule: messenger RNA, 666 nt
Organism: Rubroshorea leprosula
Lineage: Eukaryota; Viridiplantae; Streptophyta; Magnoliopsida; Malvales; Dipterocarpaceae
Source: the annotation of a GenBank genome assembly